GAAAGCACUGAAAGGCGACGGAAUUGUUUCUUUUUUCUAUCACCAGAGCCGGUGAAGGGCCGAUUGCUCGAAGUCAAUCGAGGAGGAGGAGAAGAAUUGUAAGGCCAUCGUAAGAGAUGUCGGACCAGUACGAGAAUGUGAAUGAGGGCAGACUCACCUUCAAAGGAGACAGUCUGGCUACUCGCAAAACCAUCGACAAGAAGAAGCAGAAGAAGAGGAAGCACAAGAACAAGAACGACGACGAAUGUCACCAGUCCGUCGAUGCAGAUGCCGCUGAAUCUGGUGCUGGAGAACAAACCUAUACCAUCGACGCCGCCAAGCGCAUGAAGUACGAGGAUCUCUUCCCCGUCGAGUCCAAGAAGUUCGGUUACGACUCCAAGAAUGCCAACGCCAAGUCCGUCAAGGAUGCCCUCGAUGAUCGCGUCAAGAAAAAUGCUGAUCGUUACUGUAAAUGAGGCCUCUAACCGCCAUUGCGCCAGUGUACGUCAAACAAAUUUACCUCGUUUCAUGAUUCUGCUUCGGGUUUCAAUUGAAAUUUUUCAUAUUGAUGUCCAAUGCCAUAGUUUGUGAAACUUUUUUCUUCUUUUUUCAAUGAUAAUAUUAGUUUGAAGUAGUUUAUGACUCUGAUUGUCUGUGUUUCUGCUCUAAUAUUUUUGAAAAAUUGUUCCGUAAUUCCUACUGUAUG
Rubroshorea leprosula is the source of this 685-nucleotide messenger RNA. Lineage: Eukaryota; Viridiplantae; Streptophyta; Magnoliopsida; Malvales; Dipterocarpaceae. The record is from the annotation of a GenBank genome assembly.